Molecule: messenger RNA, 417 nt
Organism: Phymastichus coffea
Lineage: Eukaryota; Metazoa; Arthropoda; Insecta; Hymenoptera; Eulophidae
Product: H2.0-like homeobox protein
Exons: 2
Coding region: 1-417 (138 amino acids)
Biological process (GO): regulation of DNA-templated transcription
Molecular function (GO): DNA-binding transcription factor activity, RNA polymerase II-specific; sequence-specific DNA binding
Source: RefSeq, a predicted model, not a curated record
AUGAAGAAUAAAGAUUAUCAUCUAUUUUCAGAAUGUGUAUCUACCACGACUUCUGAUACCCGUAUUGGGACUGCUUAUUGUAGACGAAGGCCUUGGUCAAGAGCAGUUUUUAGCUCAUUACAGCGUAAAGGACUAGAGAAGCGAUUUGCUCUUCAAAAAUACAUUACUAAACCUGAUAGGCGACAAUUAGCUGCAACGCUCGGUUUGACCGAUGCUCAAGUGAAGGUGUGGUUUCAAAAUCGUCGAAUGAAAUGGCGUCACAUCAAAGAAGAUAAGAAAAUUAGUGCAUCAAAUGAUAACGCGUCCAAAGCUGAUAAGGACAAUAAUUUGAGUGGAACAGCUCAAAAUCGCGCUCAUACAUGGGAAAGAAAAGAAUAUUCUAGCGAUGAAGAUGUAGACAUAGAAUCUAAUACCUGA